Messenger RNA from Gastrolobium bilobum, 2202 nucleotides. Its product is annotated as putative 3,4-dihydroxy-2-butanone kinase. Gene Ontology annotation, biological process: glycerol catabolic process. The coding region runs from base 139 to 1920 and encodes 593 amino acids. The transcript has 21 exons. Gene Ontology annotation, cellular component: cytosol. NCBI's taxonomy places the organism in Eukaryota, Viridiplantae, Streptophyta, Magnoliopsida, Fabales, Fabaceae. Gene Ontology annotation, molecular function: ATP binding; glycerone kinase activity. The record is from RefSeq and is a predicted model, not a curated record.
ACAAGGCAACAGCAACAAUUCUUCUUCACUCUCUCUCUCUUCUUACAACUGUUUCAUGCAAAACCAUUUCUAGGGUUUUCGGUUUUCUCCGUUCACUCUUUCGAUUCCACAACCACAGUGCUCCGAUACCUCUUCGCCAUGGCAUUUCCAACCAAGAAACUCAUCAACGACCCCAAUGAUGUCGUGAUUGAGUUCAUUGAAGGUCUUGUGGAGACGUAUCCUGGGCUACAGUAUUUAGAUGGCUUUCCUCAGGUGAAGGUUGUGUUACGUGCAGAUGUUUCAUGUGGAACAUACGAUAAAGUUGCAGUCAUAUCAGGGGGAGGAAGUGGCCAUGAGCCUGCUCAUGCUGGAUAUGUGGGAGAAGGAAUGCUGACUGCAGCCAUUUGUGGAGAUAUUUUUGCUUCUCCACCGGUUGAUUCAAUUCUAGCUGGGAUACGAGCUGUAACUGGUCCUAUGGGAUGUCUUCUGAUUGUAAAGAACUAUACUGGUGAUCGUUUGAACUUUGGUUUGGCUGCUGAGCAAGCAAAAUCUGAAGGUUAUAAAGUAGAGACUGUCAUUGUUGGGGAUGAUUGUGCACUACCUCCACCUCGAGGGAUUGCUGGAAGAAGAGGUUUGGCAGGGACUAUUCUGGUUCAUAAGGUUGCAGGAGCUGCUGCUGCUGCUGGUCUUUCUCUAGCUGAUGUUGCUGCAGAAGCAAAACAUGCAUCUGAAAUGGUGGGGACAAUGGGUGUUGCUUUAACUGUGUGCACACUUCCUGGACAGGUUACGUCAGAUCGUUUGGGGCCAGGAAAGAUGGAACUGGGUCUUGGAAUUCAUGGAGAACCUGGUGCUGCUGUAGCUGAUAUUCAGCCUGUAGAUGUGGUGGUUUCUCAUGUUAUGAAUCAGAUAUUGUCCCCGGAAACAAACUAUGUUCCAAUAACUCGAGGUGGUAGAGUGGUCCUCAUGGUCAAUGGGUUAGGUGGCACCCCUAUAAUGGAACUAAUGAUUGCAGUAGGAAAAGCAGUUCCAAAAUUGCAGCUAGAGCAUGGACUGGCUGUUGAUAGAGUUUAUACAGGAUCAUUUAUGACUUCUCUAGAUAUGGCAGGUUUCUCAAUCUCUAUCAUGAGGGCUGAUCCGCUUAUUCUUCAACGAUUAGAUGCUGCAACUAAAGCUCCUUAUUGGCCGGUUGGCGUUGAUGGUAAUCACCCGCCUACUAAGAUUCCUGUUCCAAUUCCACCAUCUCCAACAGCAAAGAGUGAUGAGCCUCAAAGUCGGCCACUACAACUAAAUGAGCAAGGCCAAGUACUUGAGGCAGUCAUUGAUGCUGCUGCAAAUGCAAUUUUAAAUCUCAAGGACAGUCUAAAUGAAUGGGACAGUAAAGUUGGUGAUGGUGACUGUGGAUCAACUAUGUGUAGAGGUGCAAAAGCAAUUCUUGAUGACAUCAAAAAGUAUUACCCUCUGAAUGAUGCUGCAGAAACUGUCGGUGAAAUUGGAUUAUCAAUUGGAAGAGCUAUGGGAGGAACAAGUGGGAUCAUAUAUACUAUAUUUUGCAAGGCAGCAUAUACACAGCUGAAAGCAAACUCCCAUAAUGGUGUCACAGCAAAACAAUGGGCUGAAGCACUUGCGGCUUCCAUUGCUGCUGUAAGUAAAUAUGGGGGCGCUAGUGCUGGCUAUAGAACAUUGCUAGAUGCACUUAUUCCAGCAUUAUCAGCUCUUGAAGAGUCAUUGAAGUCUGGUGAUGAUCCUUCCACUGCUUUUGUUCUCUCUUCUGAAGCUGCAUUAGCAGGAGCUGAGUCAACCAAGAACAUGAAAGCACAGGCUGGGCGUUCAACUUACGUGUCUGCGGAGAUUCUUUCAUCAGUUCCUGACCCUGGUGCAAUGGCUGCUGCGUCAUGGUACAGAGCUGCGGCCUUAGUUGUCAAGGAGAAAUACAACAGUUGAUCUACAUUAUAUGGCUUUUCAGGCAAACUCCAGUUUGGGCGGAUUUAACCAAGUUUUGUUCCUGAUUUUGUACCCCUGUAACCAUUUUUGGCUCUCCGCUUAUGUCUUCUCUGCAUAAAGCUGAGAGAGCCAUUACCAUAUACGCCAAAUUUUAAAGUGGAUGUAAAUUUGAAUACUUGAUUACAAUCGACAAUAAUAUCCAUCUCAAUUUGAGCUUGUGAUUGUAAUUUUCAUGAUUGGUUUAUUGAUUCUUAUGAGUUCAAUUUUAAUGUAGUCUAACUC